Molecule: messenger RNA, 708 nt
Organism: Ostertagia ostertagi
Lineage: Eukaryota; Metazoa; Nematoda; Chromadorea; Rhabditida; Trichostrongylidae
Source: the annotation of a GenBank genome assembly
AUGUGUGCCGUGAAAUCGAAAUUGCUCCAGGAGUAUAAAAAUAGCAUUUUUCAGGCUCAUCAUUUAACAUUAUCCUUUACAUACACGACACUAUGUGAUCUCAUUCUUCCAAAAGCGCUCUAUAUAGCAAUGACAAUCCCGCUGACCACCGUUUGGAUUGCAUCGCAGGUCAUGCUUAUUUUCAUAGUGGUUGAGAGAUGGAGCGCUGUCUUCUUUUAUCGCGACUAUGAGUUAGGCUAUAGGAAACUCGGACCAACGCUGAUCGCAGCGGCGUUGCUUGUCACAACUUCCAUCUGCUUUUCAUUAUACUGCGGCGAAACAUUUGACGGUCCACAGAUUAAUGGCCGUGUGCUCCCGAGCACGAGAUAUUUCCAAGGAAAUGUUUUGAUCUUCGUUCUAUUAACUACAAACUUCAUCGGCUUCACGCUAACAAUCGCACUUCGCUUCGUUCAGCCUAAAUGGCAGAUACGGCAACUCAUUGUAUUGAGAGAAGAGCGCUAUUUCUAUGUGUUCCCACUACCACGGUACUUCAGGAUGCCACUGUCGUUAAAGUUCCAGUCGAAAGAAAAUGCAAUUGCGUCCAACUUGCUCUUCUGGAUCUCUACAAUGCAAUUCACUGCAUUCUUUUUCACACAAAUUGGUGCUUUAUACGUUAGGAUUUACCUAUCCAAACACCCCCUUUCUCCAGCAUAUAAGGAGAACAUUGAU